UUCCAAGUCUUUUUCAUUUUCCAAAUCUAAGGAGAAAAAAUUCAAACAAUUAUUCACUUUUCUAAACCAUCGGCAUGAUAUUGUCUCCUCCAAAGAAAAAAAAUGUUUGUAUCAUCUGUCCUUAAAUUCAAGUUCAAAUACACUAGAAGUGAAUUUCAGUGGAACCUUCUGAACAACUAUCUGGUAUUAGUUUCUUUGACCCUCCCCUAAUUGACGUUGGGAAUAGUUGUUAUUGGCAUAUAUUAAUUCUUGAAGGCAGCUGAGGUUUCAAUGUGGAAAACGGAAUACAUAUCGAUAAUUGAAAUAUCUAAUCUAGGACUGAUGCUACUUUUGGAAACACUCGACUUCAUAAUCUCCUUAACAAUGUCAUUUUCCAUGAGCCAUUCUAAAUUUAGAAUCCGAAUCUAUCAAAGUUAUUGCCUUGCAUUCACUCUUUUCAUCUGUCUAUGGGUUUCGGACAAUAUUUUACGUAUUUUGUGGUUAACCAGAAUUUUUUUUUACCUUCUUUGCGUUAUAAAGGUAAUUCAUUGGUAUUUGGUAAUCCCUAAGAAAAUGGCGGGAAUCAGAUACAGAAAGUAUAAAUAUAUCAUCCGGCAAGAGUUUCUUAGUUUGUUUGGAAAUGGCAUCCUAUCUUCAAUUAACAAGUCUCUACUGUGUUUUAUUUAACAUUCUAGGGUUUGGCCAUGGAAAGUCGAUUUCUGUCUUGCAUCCAAAUCGUCUGAUCAUAGGCGGAAAUGACGCAAAGAGAUAUACGUGGCCUUGGCAAGCUGGGCUUCUGAUAGCAGACAACUUUAUAUGUGGCGGCACUCUAAUAGAAUAUGAUGUCGUACUUACUGCUGCUCAUUGUCUGUUGGGGAGAAGUAUUGAUGCCUAUAAAGUGGUGGUUGGAGAGUAUGACAGGUCAAUCGCUGAAGGUGCAGAACAAUUCAUACAAGUUUCCGGAUUUCAAGUUCAUCCAGAUUUCAAAGGGAACUUUCUCGGUGGAUUUGAUGUGGCAUUGUUGUAUUUAGCGAGGAACGCUAGUAAUAGCAGAAACGUUAAGACCAUUAGGUUAGCGGAAGAGGGAGACAUGGAAACAUCCAAGAUGUCGAAAUAUAAGUGUUUUAUUACAGGAUGGGGAGUCAAAAGUGUAGAUCAAAAAGGAGAAUUACUGGCAAAUAAACUUCAAGAAGCAGAUAUUGAAGUCAUUAGCAUCAAGAAAUGCAACUCGAAGCGCUACUGGAAUGGGCUUGUGAAAGACACCAAUAUAUGUGCAUUUUACAAGAACACUGCAGCGUGCGAGGGGGACAGUGGAUCACCUCUGGUUUGUAAGUGGAGUGGAUCAUUUGUUUUGGCGGGUGUCACCUCUUGGGGGUCCAGCACGUGCAGGAAUUAUCCCACUGUUUUUACCGAUGUUGCCAAAGUCAGUUACUGGAUUAAAGCCAUGGUAAAAUCUCGGAGAGAAACACAUUGUGCAAAGGAAAACACAACUGCUGUAAAUUUUAUCUCAAAACUAGGAUUUAAAAAUUGACAUUAUGUAAACGUAUGUAGAAAGAGAUCGAAAACUACGACAAUUUUCUCCAGAUGAGAAAAGCUGUGAAAGAAAACAAUAAACAA
Molecule: messenger RNA, 1596 nt
Organism: Saccostrea cuccullata (small rock oyster)
Lineage: Eukaryota; Metazoa; Mollusca; Bivalvia; Ostreida; Ostreidae
Product: CUB and peptidase domain-containing protein 2-like
Exons: 6
Coding region: 620-1510 (296 amino acids)
Biological process (GO): proteolysis
Molecular function (GO): serine-type endopeptidase activity
Source: RefSeq, a predicted model, not a curated record